AUGAACGCGUCGAAGCAACGCCUAAAUAAUAAAUUUAGGUUCCCUCUAUGGCUCUAUUUAAUUCUCCUACCUCCAAUAUUUUUUCACAACACCAAAAAAUAGAAAGAGAAAAAAAGAAGCCAGAGAACAAACUUGAGGAUCAAUUCUGAAGAACACUUGAAGUAUCACCUGGGCUGCAAGAAUGGACAGGCCAGAGAACUACGAUACAACAGACAAAGGUCUGUUUUCGGGUGCCAUGGGAUAUGCUGCAGGACAUCAUGGUCAUAGUGGUCAUGGAUAUGGAUAUGCACCUCCUUCAUAUGGAUAUCCACCAUCAUACCCGCCUCCUGGUGGAUAUCCACACCAUGGCCAUGGCCAUGGCCAUGGGGGCUAUCCCCCUACCGCGUACCCUCACUCAGGAGGAGGAGGGUACUCUCAUUCUGGUGGCUAUCCUCAUCAUUCAUCUUCCCAUCAUUCAGGCUAUAGACCAAAUAUGGGACUCUUAGCUGGAGGUGCAGCAGCCGUUGCAGCGGUUUAUGGAGCGCACCAUCUGUCUCACGGACACCACCAAUCGCAUGGACAUGGUAUGUACGGCUAUGGUCACCACGGAAAGUUCAAGCAUGGAAAGUUCGGCAAGCAUCAUGGUGGGCAUGGUCUAUUUGGGCGAGGAAAGUUCAAGAAAUGGAAGUGAACACUCAACACUACUUGAUAUUGUCAUCAAACUCAAUAAUACUCUACUUGAAGGAGUCUUCACUCUUUUAUGCAUACUUAUUUCUGGUCUGUGGAGAAAUGGGUCAUCUAUACUUAUAGGUCCUUACUUUUCUACCCUCUACAAUCUAUAGAUAUCCUGUCCCUAACUCUUGUCGCGUGCUUGCAAAUUUCAUAAACAAAUUCAUCUAGUAUGUAUGUUCAGUUUAGUACCAAAUACCAACUUAGAUACUCA
Molecule: messenger RNA, 922 nt
Organism: Spinacia oleracea (spinach)
Lineage: Eukaryota; Viridiplantae; Streptophyta; Magnoliopsida; Caryophyllales; Amaranthaceae
Product: glycine-rich protein A3
Exons: 3
Coding region: 182-670 (162 amino acids)
Source: RefSeq, a predicted model, not a curated record